CGGGGCGGGGCGGGCGCACCUGCCCGCGGCCCCGCGGCCGGCGGGGCGCGCUGGGGCCGCGCUGCGCGGAGGCUGGCGGCAGCAUGGCCCGCCUGCUGGGCACCUUGCGCAGCUCCCAGCCCGUGGCGCGCUUCCAGCGCUCCUGCGGGCUCUUCCCCGCCGGCGAGGAGGGCGGCGGCAGCGGCGACCCCGCGGAGGGGCCCCGGGAGCGCGGCGCCUGCAAUGGAGCGGGCGCGCUGCGCUGCGCGGCCGGCGCUGCCCGCGGCGGGGUGCGGAGCGGCCGCGGCCCGCAGGGUUGCUCACAGAAGUAUAUUGUGAAGAACUACUUCUACUACUACUUGUUCAAGUUUUCAGCUGCUUUGGGUGAAGAGAUUUUUUAUAUCACUUUCCUUCCAUUUACCUACUGGAAUAUAGAUCACUCUGUGUCUAGAAGAAUGAUAAUUGUUUGGUCUAUAGUGAUGUACAUAGGCCAGGUCUCCAAGGACAUCCUGAAGUGGCCUCGGCCCCUGUCACCACCUGUCGUGAAGCUGGAGAUGAGGACGAAUGCAGAGUAUGGGAUGCCAUCCACCCACGCCAUGGCAGCUACAGCCAUCUCCUUCUCCUUUUUCAUUGCAACCAGGAACCAGUACAAGUAUCCACUGGAGCUCGGCCUGGCAGCGGCGUUUGUGUUUUCCACGUUGGUGUGUCUGAGCAGGCUGUACACAGGGAUGCACACAGUCCUGGAUGUGAUCGGAGGUGCACUGAUUUCGGCUGUGUUGCUCAUGCUCUUGUAUCCUGCGUGGGACACAAUAGAUCACUUGCUGUUGACCAGCCCCUUCUGCCCACUGUUUUCCAUAGUUGUGCCUCUUGUCUUGUGCUACAACUACCCCAAACUAGACUAUUACAGCCCUACCAGGGGAGACACCACUACGAUCUUAGGAGCAGCAGCUGGAGCAACUGUGGGAUUUUGGUUGAACAACCAGUACGCUGCUUCAGCCUACAGCAGCAGAGGUGUUCAGCCUGGAUUUCCUGUGAGCACCAGCACCAUGGUGUUUGUGCUGGCCAGGUUCCUCGUAGGGAUCUUGGUUGUCCUGCUGACACGCUGGGUCAUGAAGAGCGUGGUCCUUGGCGUGCUGGGCCAUCGGUACAAGUUCCCCCUUGGCGACCUGGAAGCCCGGAGACGCCUGGAAGUGGAGGUGCCCUAUAAGUUUGUGACGUACUCCUCUGUUGGCUUCACGGCCACCGUGAUUGUGCCGCUGCUGCACGAGCUGCUGGGACUGAUGUGAGCUCAGCUCCUCCUCACCGAGCCACCCGCGGCACCACCGCCUCGGAGACCUGAUAACCCAGGCCAGGGACUUGACCAAAAAAUGUUUCGUGCCUUUCUGCACUGGUGUGGUGGGUUUGGCUCUGGCUGCAUGCCAGGUGCUCACCAAAGCUGCUCUGUCACUCCCCUCUCUCCAGGGAGAAAAAAUGUAAGGAGAGGAUCAUGGCUCAAGACAAGGGCAGGGAGAGGUCACUCAGCAGUUUUACUCUCACAGGAAAAACAGACUUGGCCUGGGGAAAUAAGUUUAAUUUAUUAUCAAACUAAUCAGAGUAGGAUAAUAAGAAAUAAAACCAAACAUUACAACCACCUUCCACCUACCCCUCCCUUCUUUCUAGGCUCAACUUCCCUCCUGAGGUCUCUACCUGCUCCUACCCACCAUCACAGGGGGAUGAGAAUGGAAGUUACAGUCAGUUCAUCACAUGCUGCUGCUCCCUCCUGCUCAGGGGUAGGACCCCUCACACUCCUCCCUUGCUCCAGCAUGGGGUCCCUCCCACAGAAGACAGCUCUCCAAAAACUUCCCCAAUGUGAAUUUUUCCAUGGACUGCACUUCAUCCAGCAUGGGUCCCCUGAGGGAUCAAAAGUCCUGCCAGGAGCCUGUUUCACUGUGGUCUUCAAACCCUUCUUAGGGCAUAACCCUGCCCCAGCAUGGGGUUCUGCACUGAUUGCAGGUGGAUCUCUGCUCCCCGUGGAGCUCCAUGGGCUGCAGGGGCACAGCUGCCUCACCAUGGGCUGUACCAUGGGCUGCAGAGGAGUCUCUGCUCUGGCACCUGGAGCACCUCUUCCUCUUCCUCUUCCUCUUCCUCUUCCUCUUCCUCUUCCUCUUCCUCUUCCUCUUCCUCUUCCUCUUCCUCUUCCUCUUCCUCUUCCUCUUCCUCUUCCUCUUCCUCUUCCUCUUCCUCUUCCUCUUCCUCUUCCUCUUCCUCUUCCUCUUCCUCUCUUGGUGCCUGCAGAGUUGUUUCU
Molecule: messenger RNA, 2263 nt
Organism: Prinia subflava (tawny-flanked prinia)
Lineage: Eukaryota; Metazoa; Chordata; Aves; Passeriformes; Cisticolidae
Gene: SGPP2
Product: sphingosine-1-phosphate phosphatase 2
Exons: 5
Coding region: 84-1265 (393 amino acids)
Biological process (GO): sphingosine metabolic process
Cellular component (GO): endoplasmic reticulum membrane
Molecular function (GO): sphingosine-1-phosphate phosphatase activity
Source: RefSeq, a predicted model, not a curated record